Molecule: messenger RNA, 609 nt
Organism: Grosmannia clavigera kw1407
Lineage: Eukaryota; Fungi; Ascomycota; Sordariomycetes; Ophiostomatales; Ophiostomataceae
Product: cgi121 protein
Exons: 2
Coding region: 1-609 (202 amino acids)
Biological process (GO): telomere maintenance via recombination; tRNA threonylcarbamoyladenosine modification
Cellular component (GO): nucleus; EKC/KEOPS complex; cytosol
Source: RefSeq, a predicted model, not a curated record
AUGUCUGCCACCGCCACAGCUGCCGCUUCGGCCCUCGAGACGGUGGCUGUCGAGCACCUUCCGCCGGGCUACGCCGUGCACGCGGUGCUCUUCCGCGACGUGCAGAACGCCGCCUUUUUGCAGGCGCAGCUGGUCGCCCGCAAUGCCGCGUUCGAGUACGCCCUCGUGGACGCGUCGACGGUGGUGUCACGAGCACACCUGCUCGCCGCCGUCCACAAGGCCAUCCUCGCCCACGUCGGUGGCUCGCUCAAGACACCCAACGUGCACUCGGAGACGGUGCUGUCGCUGAGUCCGUCGCUCAAUAUCGCCGAGGCCUACCGCCGUUUCGGCGUCACUGCCGACACAAAGAACGUCUUGGUCGUCAAGAUCUUGCUGCCCAACGCCUCCACCACCGCCGACGACAUCUGGCUGCACCUCAGCAGCAACGUCGAGGGCACUGCCGUUCCACCGUCCGAGGCCGCCAUCGAGAGCGGCACCGACGUCCACAAGGUCAAAAAGUACUUCAAGCUAAACUCUGUUCCCUCGCUCGCCGGCCGUACAGACUCGGCCGAAAAGCGGAGGGAGCUCGAGGUCUUGACACUGGGCGCCAUGGCACUGCGAGGAUUGUAA